UUAUUUCGCAGCCUCCACCCAAAUCCCCCCAAAUCCCUCGCGAAGAGCGUGCUCUCCACAAGUUCGCCACUACCUACUUUUCAAUCCCAAACUACAGUUCACCGACCCUCUCACAGAGCUUUUCAUUGAUUUGGAGCAAAGAAGCUCAAAAGAGAGAGAUACCCAUUUCAAUGGCGUCGAUUCUAAGCACCGUAGGUGCGGGGUUCUCUUGCAGCAAGCCACCGACCGAGGGCCUCAAGCAGAGCAGAAGAGGAACCACCGUUGGGACCCAGUUCGGAUCUUUGUCUUUCGGUGAUGUGGGUAGCGCGACGAGGCCGAGGCGUGUGGUGGUGGUGAGAGCGGAGGGUCCGGCUAUAAACCCAGAGAUAAGGAAGAGCGAAGCGAAAGUGGUGGAUUCGGUUGUCGUCACUGAGCUCUCUAAGCCCCUCACUGCUUAUUGCAGAUGUUGGAGGUCGGGCACUUUCCCUUUGUGUGAUGGAAGCCAUGUCAAGCACAACAAAGCUUCUGGGGACAAUGUUGGACCAUUGCUCUUGAAGAAACAGUAACAGUAUGUGCAAUGUUUUUCGUCUUGGUACUUUAUCUGCCGUGUUGAUCUAGAAGCGUUUUUGUAAUAUGGGUUUUAUUGAGUUCUUUGUUACCUUUUGCUUAACCAUCAUCGUUGUCAGACAGCAAGAAUUCAUGAAUCAUUAUAAAAAAUCCUGUUGGAUGCA
This is a messenger RNA of Alnus glutinosa, 710 nucleotides long. Its product is annotated as CDGSH iron-sulfur domain-containing protein NEET. Gene Ontology annotation, biological process: regulation of autophagy. Gene Ontology annotation, molecular function: 2 iron, 2 sulfur cluster binding. The transcript has 2 exons. Bases 171 to 545 code for a protein of 124 amino acids. Lineage: Eukaryota; Viridiplantae; Streptophyta; Magnoliopsida; Fagales; Betulaceae. The record is from RefSeq and is a predicted model, not a curated record. Gene Ontology annotation, cellular component: intracellular membrane-bounded organelle; mitochondrial outer membrane.